AUGGCACCCAAGAAGGGCGCCAGCGCCACACCAGGCCCUCGAACAGUAAGAAAUACCCGUCCGGCACUGAACAAUGGCAUCAAUUCCUCCUACGGCAGUCGAGGUGUCGCGGAACUUGGAGCGCAAAUGACGACUGGACGCGCAUCGGAGACUUACACUCACUUCCAGCGCACCACGCGUUCGCAGUCCACCCGCCCAGAGCCGACUCCCGUGGUGGAGUCCUUCUCAUCAUCAUCCUCCGCCACCUCACAAUCUCCGCGCCCGGCCACGGCCAUCACCCUGGAAGCAGGAUACGACACGUCCCGCCUACAGCGGGCACCUGCCGCAUCGCCGCGCGCCGCGUCCGCCGCGCCAGCGGCCCGCCCGGCGGAGAGUGUUCCGGUGGCGGUGGAGCCGCCUGGGCGAUGGGCCGUCCUAUUCUACACUCUCCCGCGGUACAUCGCCCGCCUGCUGUCCGACGCAGACUGGACUCUCCUGCAGAAUCUGGCCGGUGUCGUCUUUUCUUUCUUUCUCCUGGCAUGUGUUGGCUUCACUCUUCUCGUCCUCUUCGGCGUUGCGCCCAUUCCCCGCUCCCUCACUCUCCGCUGGAAUCAUCUCCUCCGAGGCGUGCAGCUCGCUACUGGCCCUAUAGAGAUUCYGAACCCCGCGUAUAACGCUACAGAGCAUAAUAGACUGAUGUUUUGGAGAACCGAUGACAUGCUGAAGGCCACUGAUGCCCUCAAGACUCAAGUCGGCUUCCAUGACGAGUCAAUUGCCGAGCUGAGAGGCAUUCUUCCCGAUUAUUUGGCGGUUAAAAUGGACGAAAACGGCCAGUACCUCGUUCCUGAGCCAUUCUGGAAGGCCCUACUCGACAAAAUCGGCAAUGACGGCGCGGCGCCGCUCUGGGACAGCUUCAUUGCAGCAAAUGAAGACAAGCUCCUUGCCAAGCUUUACGAACUUUCACACCACGACAUCCCCGAAGAUGUCAACACCUCCAAAGAUGCCGACCACAUCAUCAGUCGAUUCAACUUUGAAUCCACCCUUGCGGCCAACAACAAGAUGCACGAGGACGAGAUGCGCCUGCAAUUCAACAACUUCAAAGAGCUCGUCAUGUACGAAGCCAAGAAGAUGGUCGAUGAAGGCGUUACUGCCACCUUCCAGACCGCGCAGAACAUGCUGUCUGAAUCAGUUCCCUUCAAGAUCUCCACCCAGCAGAUCUCCGCACUCAGUCUGACCAACCUCGUGUACAACCGCUACAAACUCAUGAACGAGGUCAACUACUUUUCCCCCGGUAUGGGGGCUUUGGUUGACCCACACUACACAUCAAACACCGCCGGACCCAACAACAAGUCCUGGUUGGGAUACUUCUACAUGAAAAUGUUCGAAGCCAGCAUGACGCCCAAUCCGCCCGUCAACGCCCUCACCGGAUGGGAUGAAGGCAUGCAGUGCUGGUGCGCAGCACACGGAACAGGCGACUAUGCCUAUGCCCAACUCACCGUCAAGCUACCCCAGAAAAUCAUGCCCGCGCAAAUCACCAUCGAGCACAUUCCCCCCAAAGGCACCCGCGACAUCGCCGCCGCACCGCGCGAGUACGUGGUCUGGGCACAGAUCAGCGACAAGGCCGAUGCUGCGAGUGUACGGAAGCUUAUGCUACAGGAUGAAAACUACGCCGAGCACGUCCUUCCCUACUGCGGCAAGCCGCCUCGCGGGGAGAAGAAUUGGAUCUGCAUCCUUUCGCGCGGCGACUAUUUCAUUCAUGGGGACAAUAACGUGCAGUCGAGACUUUUGGCGGGCGAAGGCAAGGUUAGCACGGAUCGAAUUGCAGUGCGGGUUCUGAGGAAUUGGGGAGCUACGGAUCAUACUUGUUUGUAUCGGGUGCGAGUCACGGGCAUUCACUCUUUCACGGGCAAGGUUGUGGAGGAUUGGUCUUAG
Molecule: messenger RNA, 1911 nt
Organism: Ramularia collo-cygni
Lineage: Eukaryota; Fungi; Ascomycota; Dothideomycetes; Mycosphaerellales; Mycosphaerellaceae
Exons: 1
Coding region: 1-1911 (636 amino acids)
Biological process (GO): nuclear envelope organization
Cellular component (GO): meiotic nuclear membrane microtubule tethering complex; nuclear envelope
Molecular function (GO): protein-membrane adaptor activity
Source: RefSeq, a predicted model, not a curated record